Lotus japonicus is the source of this 1608-nucleotide messenger RNA. RefSeq lists its product as uncharacterized. The coding region runs from base 558 to 1316 and encodes 252 amino acids. The transcript has 3 exons. NCBI's taxonomy places the organism in Eukaryota, Viridiplantae, Streptophyta, Magnoliopsida, Fabales, Fabaceae. The record is from RefSeq and is a predicted model, not a curated record.
UCAGCUAUAUCUCUCUCUCUAUAUCCCAAUCCAGCAACCUAAUCCAGUUUCUCUCUGCAUCACCUUCCACAAUUUCUCUCCCUCCAUCGAUCUUCCUAUGGGUUAACCCCGAUUGAUUUUGCUUUUGUAUUCAGAUUCAUAUAACUCACCUUCGUUCAAUCCUGGAUCAGAUUCAAGAUCAAAGGGUGUUUGUUGUUGUUGUUGGGUUUUGUUGGGUGUUGAAGCGUUAGGGGGUGUAUCGAAGAGCAUAGAAAAUGCCUUCGGUGCCCAUUGAACUCCACCUUGUUCCAUUCCACACCGAUUUCCAUAAAGGAACCUCUUCUCAUCGUCUUAAACCUCUUGAAGAAAACGAUUGGCAUAGUAAUCUUAGUUAACAUCAGGACCUUAGUUUUCCCCUUUUUUCUCUCGCUUGAUUUUUCGCAUCUUCUUGUUGCUGAGUACGGUUGAUCUACGAUCCUGUUAUUUCUUCUGUGGUUGAUCUUCUUUGUUCCUGUUUUGAAAGAUUUACAGCUCAAAACUUCGUCUUCUAAGUUGCCUUGCAUUACCUGAUACUAUCUAUGGACAUGUGCUCUCGUGUUCCUGAUGUGCACAACAACUUGUUAAGUAAUCUUGAGAGUACUUCUCAUGAGUCAUUGCAUGUUGAUGAUGCCCUGAAAUCUGAACUUGCAACUGAGGGGAAUGGCGUCUGCGAUGUUGGUGAGGAAAACUUAAGCGGAGGUGUCAAACAGCAAGAAACAAAACUCAAUAUGAUAUGCUUGACAAAAUCUGCAACCUUUCCAAUUCCUCAUAUGAUGUCUUCAAGCUCUUCUGAUGAGGAGGCUAACUCAUCAGUUGCAAAGUCCAACUCUGAGCAAUCUGCUAGUCAGACUUACUCACGCUCGGUAUCUCUUCCUGCUCCUGAGCUCAUACCUGCCUUGAAAGGCAGUCGUGAGAAAUACAGGGGAUCUCCAAUGAAAUUGACAGUGAAAUGGGCCCCUGAUGUGUAUGAUCCUGUACCUACAUUAAUGUCACACACUGUCAAAAACAAGAAACAGCAGAAAUCAAGGAAGAAGAAGAAGUAUGAAAAGAAGAAUGGAAAGAAAGGUCAGAAGGGAAAUUCAUCAUCUCAUGGGGGCAGUGGCAAAGACAAGAAGCAAGCUCGCAAGCAGGGUGGACAUUCUGACCUCUCUUUUGAGUCCCUGGAUUCUCAUGAUAAUGUGACUGGAACUUCUGAGUUAGAUGCUCUUGAUGUUCGAAGCCAUGAUUCGUUCUGUGGAACUAGUUUCUUGAAAAACUCUGUUACCAAAGUGCACUCAUUGGUUGCAGAAGCGCAAUGAGUGAAUGGCUUGAAUGAUAUCCUAUUUCUAGCAAUGUACAUAAAUAAUAUGAUGAUGUUGGCUUGUGUGAUGAAAAGGGUUGAAAGAUUGUGUGGUGACUGUUUGGUAGUACUCUUCAUAGGGCACAAGCAGUUGAUAAUUUGCUGUUCUGUUUGUACAAAACCAGGUUGGUGUUUGGAAUCACAUUUUUGUCUGUAAUGUUGGACUAUGCCAGUUUUUGGGCGAUGCUUGUGACUUUACAGGCAUCAGUUCUGAUAAGGAAUGAUAUCUCAAGCGGCUCUGUUUUGUUGUC